Tigriopus californicus is the source of this 582-nucleotide messenger RNA. It is a transcript of the gene kappaB-Ras, whose product is annotated as NF-kappa-B inhibitor-interacting Ras-like protein 2. The transcript has 2 exons. Gene Ontology annotation, biological process: canonical NF-kappaB signal transduction. The coding region runs from base 1 to 582 and encodes 193 amino acids. The record is from RefSeq and is a predicted model, not a curated record. NCBI's taxonomy places the organism in Eukaryota, Metazoa, Arthropoda, Copepoda, Harpacticoida, Harpacticidae. Gene Ontology annotation, molecular function: GTP binding; GTPase activity.
AUGGGCAAGACUUCUAAAGUGAUCGUGUGCGGAGCGAAAAAGUGCGGGAAAACCACUAUUCUGGAGCAAGCCAUCUACGGUCAAGUUGGACCGUUUCCAACCACUCUUGAAGAUAUCUACGUCGCCAAUGUUGAUACAGAUCGCGGGACACGUGAAAAAAUCCGAUUCAUCGACACUCAGGGUGUGGAUGAUGGCACCGUGAAGGAAGUGCCCCGGCAUUGGCACGCGAUUGCAGAUGCGUUUGUGUUGGUGUUCGCCAUUGACGACGAGCAUUCCUUUCAAUUGGCGGAGGUGAUUCGAAAAGACAUUGAGAAAAACCGUGAGAAGAAAGAGGUGGUCGUCGUGGCCAUCGCCAAUAAGCUCGAUCUUUCCAAUCGACGUCAAGUGGACGCCACUCAAGCCCUAAACUGGGCGUCGCGAGAAAAGAUCAAACUGUUUGAGGUUAGUUCAUUGAAUCGAGAAUCGCUCUACGAGCCCAUGAUCUACCUCAGCUCAAGACUGAAUCCGCCUCCGAACAAAUCCGGAUUUCCUCAGAUCAAUAUCGGGAGGAAACAGCCCAAGGUCACCUCCAACGAAAGUUAA